CCAAACCUCUCACUCACAGCCACAUCCACAGCUUAGCUUUUCAUUCAAGCUGAAGCACACGCUCAAUCUCGGGCAUUAUACAACGCAAGCAUGAAGCCAUGAAUUAUUCGCAAUUAUCAAUUCGGCAGGUUAUAUGUGCUAAAGUUGAUUUUCCAAUAUUGAAUUUUUCCGUUCGACUAUUCAAGGCAUCUGGUCACAGUGUUCCUACCCAUAAGUCAAAAGCGAUAGCUUCUCAGCAACGCUUACGUGGAGACCAAAAUGACCAAUCUUUGGUUCAAUCAAAUCCUGCUGAGAAGAAGCUUGUUCGGAAGCCGGGUAGAAAGGAGCACCACUUAUGGCAAAGGAGAGACCAAACUGGUUCAGGACAAAAAGCACUGAAUCUUAUUCAAAUUAUUUGUGGGCUUCCAAAUGAGAAAGAGGCUGUUUAUAGCGCCCUUGAUGAGUGGAUAGCCUGGGAGACUGAAUUUCCAUUAAUUGCUGCGGCAAAGGCUUUGGUGAUCUUAAGGAAGAGGAGUCAGUGGAAAAGAAUUAUUCAGGUGGCCAAGUGGAUGUUGAGUAAAGGUCAAGGUGCAACAAUGGCGACCUAUGACCACCUUCUACUGGCAUUUGACAUGGAUAGAAGGCCAGACGAAGCAAAAACGUUAUGGAACAUGAUUUUACAUGCCCACAAUCGAUCUAUUUCCAAAAGGCUAUUUUCCAGGAUGAUAUCCUUAUACGACCAUCAUAAUAUGCCAAAUGAUGUUAUAGAGGUAUUUACUGACAUGGAGGAGUUGGAAGUGAAACCAGAUGAGGAUACUGUUAGAAGAAUUGCACGGGCCUUUGAGGUGUUAGGUCAAGAGGAUAAUCAUAAACAGUUCUUGAUGAAAUACCAAAGAAAAUGGAAAUACAUUCACUUCAAGGGUGAAAGAGUUCGGGUAAGAACUUGAUUCAUAGCAUGAUCCAACUUGACAAAGCAUGGAUUCAUGGUGUAAAAAAGUGGAUAGAAUUUUGGAGGUAAAUGCAUUGUACGAAUUUAUUUAGAUUCUUCAUAUACUAUACAUACGUUGAUAGUAUUCUGUUUUUUUUUUGUUGAAAUCCCAUCAAAUAUCAUGAAUUUACUUGUGGCUGGUACA
Messenger RNA from Salvia splendens (bonfire salvia), 1112 nucleotides. Its product is annotated as pentatricopeptide repeat-containing protein At4g18975, chloroplastic. NCBI's taxonomy places the organism in Eukaryota, Viridiplantae, Streptophyta, Magnoliopsida, Lamiales, Lamiaceae. Gene Ontology annotation, molecular function: protein binding. The transcript is spliced from 7 exons. Bases 99 to 926 code for a protein of 275 amino acids. The record is from RefSeq and is a predicted model, not a curated record.